Trichomonas vaginalis G3 is the source of this 2480-nucleotide messenger RNA. RefSeq lists its product as uncharacterized. The annotation marks the transcript as partial. The record is from RefSeq and is a predicted model, not a curated record. Lineage: Eukaryota; Parabasalia; Trichomonadida; Trichomonadidae. The transcript has a single exon.
AUGUUAAAGAAAGACAACAUUCAAAGACAAGAACGUGCAUUGAGUGUUGCCAGAGAACAAGCACAAGAAGAGAAGAAAAUAGUUGAAGGAGAAGCUUCAAAUAGAGGUGGUCCAGGAACUUACAAAGGAUCAAACUAUCCAGCAGAGAAAGCCUCGAGUGAUAAUGUUGUCUCAAGAGCUACUGAUUUAGUUACCCAUGGUAUUCUAACUGGUGCAACAGCUGUUGGUAGUGCUAUUGGAACCAGUGUUGACACUGUUGUUGAUACUGUAAGAACUGUUACAAAUCCUACACCUGAAGAUAGGAAGGAAGAAUUUCUUACUCUUAAUACAAAGGCAAAACCAGGGAUAUGGAUUGGUCGUGGAAUUUUAAAUGCUGGUAGUGCUAUUGGCAAUGGUGCUUCAGCGGUAGGGGGAUGGCUCGGAAGAACAGCAACAUCAACCGCAAAUGGAAUACUAACAGGUGCCAAAUCACUUGGUAAUUGGGCUGAUGAUAAGUAUACAAAAUAUUAUGAAGAAAAAGCUCGUAAGGCUAAGGAAGAAGCUGAACGAAAGGCGAAAGAAGAAGCUGAACGUAAAGAACUAGAGGAGCUUAAGAAGAAAGAAAAAGCUCGUAAGGCUAAGGAAGAAGCUGAACGAAAGGCGAAAGAAGAAGCUGAACGUAAAGAACUAGAGGAGCUUAAGAAGAAAGAAAAAGCUCGUAAGGCUAAGGAAGAAGCUGAACGAAAGGCGAAAGAAGAAGCUGAACGUAAAGAACUAGAGGAGCUUAAGAAGAAAGAAAAAGCUCGUAAGGCUAAGGAAGAAGCUGAACGAAAGGCGAAAGAAGAAGCUGAACGUAAAGAACUAGAGGAACUUAAGAAGAAAGAAAAAGCUCGUAAGGCUAAGGAAGAAGCAGAUAGAAAGGCGAAAGAAGAAGCAGAUAGAAAGGCUAAGGAAGAAGCUGAACGAAAGGCGAAAGAAGAAGCUGAACGUAAAGAACUAGAGGAGCUUAAGAAGAAAGAAAAAGCUCGUAAGGCUAAGGAAGAAGCUGAACGAAAGGCGAAAGAAGAAGCUGAACGUAAAGAACUAGAGGAACUUAAGAAGAAAGAAAAAGCUCGUAAGGCUAAGGAAGAAGCAGAUAGAAAGGCGAAAGAAGAAGCAGAUAGAAAGGCUAAGGAAGAAGCUGAACGAAAGGCGAAAGAAGAAGCUGAACGUAAAGAACUAGAGGAGCUUAAGAAGAAAGAAAAAGCUCGUAAGGCUAAGGAAGAAGCUGAACGAAAGGCGAAAGAAGAAGCUGAACGUAAAGAACUAGAGGAACUUAAGAAGAAAGAAAAAGCUCGUAAGGCUAAGGAAGAAGCAGAUAGAAAGGCGAAAGAAGAAGCAGAUAGAAAGGCUAAGGAAGAAGCUGAUAGAAAGGCGAAAGCAGCAACACCAUCGCCAACUCCAUCUCCUUCACCAUCUCCAUCUCCUUCACCAUCACCAACUCCAUCGCCAUCUCCAUCUCCUUCACCAUCAAUAGCGGCUCCUGUGAGACAAUUUGGUGCAUGGGGUGCUGAUUUAGUCAAAGAUGCUGCACAAGGAAUUGGAAAGGAACUGAAGAACACAACAUUAGGUACAAUAGAGCGUUUUGGUAAUCUUACGGAUUACACAAUUAGAUCAGCUGCUAAUCUUUUAUAUAACCAGACUACUGAUAACGGUACUGAUGAAUUGGCUGUAAACGGACUAGCAUCAAUUAAGAAAUCAGCAGAAGAUAAAUACGAUGAAUGGAAAAAGAAUAUUAAGGGUGAAUAUAAUAAGUAUGCAUAUCCUGAAGAACAUAUGAAGUUAGAGCUUACCAGACUAAGAUCAAAAUAUGGUAAUGAAACAACAAAUACUACAACGCAAACGACGAAAGCUGACAGAAAGAUUGAUGACACUCCUACUCCAACUCCUGCAAUGGCGAACAUCACAACAAUUGCUCCAAGAGUUCCAACAGGAGAAGGUAUAUCAGGAAAUGUUUCAACUACUCAUAACAUUACUGAAGCAGCUAAUGUUUCAGCAGUUGAGCAACCUGUUGUUAAUGUAACUCAGGAAAACGCUACUGAAACAUCAACACCAAGACAGGAUGUAAAUAAUGAACGUCCAGAAGUUAAGGAGGUUGCAAAAGCAUACCUGGAGAAAAAUACUACACAAGUUCUUGAAGCAGAAAAGCAUCUCAAUUCAGACAAAACACCAUCUCCAACUCCUGAAGCAUCAGUUCCUCCAGCAAUUGGUGGAAAUAUACCUUCAGUAUCACCAUGGCAGAAAUUUUAUGGAUUGUUUAAAGGAGCGAAUAAGGUAAUGGAUGCUGCUGAGAAUCUCCAAAAGUUCAAGAAUGAAGUCGCAACUGGUGCAAAGGAAAUAGAAGAGAAUGAUAAACAAGCUGCUGAAUUAGCUAAACAACAAGCUGAAGCAACUAAACAAGCAGCAGCUCCUAAACAAUCUAUAUCUAAGUCUCAAAGACAAGGUCCUGACCCAAGUGCUAA